CGAGACCCCAGCAUCAGGGCCCCCGAUGUCUCCUGCAGGCUCGCAGUGGGGCACCGCGCUGUGGGGUGGGGGGGCUGUGAGUAGGGGGCACGGCCGCCGUGCCCUCGGUGGCUGAUUCCUCCCCACCGAGCUGGGCUGCAGGAGACUAAAUCGGGAGGCAGCCUGCGUCGCCGCAGCCCGGCCGUCAUCACGCGGCGCUGGGCUAAAAAUACCCGGGCGGCAGCCAGCGGGCCCGGGGUGCUGGUCCCGGGGUCCCCAGGGUCCCCAGGGUCCCCGGGACAGGGAAGGGGACAGGGACGGGCUGCGCCUUGCCCACGCAGGGGAUGCUGGCUGUGCCCCCCCCCCCCCCAGCUAAUGGGGUGUCCUUGGACCCCCGACCUGGGGUCUCAGAUCCCAUGGGGACACGGCGGCUGCUCCGAUUUCUGCUCCGGGUGUGGGUGUGUGGGGCUGGGACCGGUCCCAUCGCCCGGUGUCACACCCCGGUGCCGCGUGGCCCCCCCAUGAUGACAGCCCCCCAGCUCAGGGCUUCGUCGCCUGCUUCCUUCCCCUUUCCAGCCGCCCUGCGCAGCACGGUACACGAGCCACCCUGGGCGAGUGGGUGACGUGGGGACCAGCUCCUGGCCUGGGGGGGCUGCACCACAGCCCCCCGGGACCCCCAUCUCCGUGUGCCGUGCAUCGCCCUGUGCUCGGGGUGGGGGCCUGGCCCCAGCCCCUCUGUCGGUGCCAGCUUCCCCGUCCCCUCGCCGCGCGGCGUGACCGGCAAACAGGAAGCCUCCUCCCUUCCCGUCCCCGGCGCUUUCGCCCCGUCAGCUCCGCUGCCUUCGUGCCCCACGGCCGCUGCCUGCUUGCCGUGGGGCGCCCCACGGCACCGGGUCCCGCGGGCAGGGCGGGGGUCCGGGUGCGAGCCGUGCCGCUGCCCACCGCCCGUCCCCAGAUGCCGUGAGCCAUGUCGGACGAGAAGCCCCCGCAGCUGGUGGACUACUUCGUGGUGGCCGGACUGACGGACGCCUCGCGGCCGCUGGAGGACGAGAACCAGCAGCAGCGCCCGGCCCGGCCCAGCGAGCCCAUCACCGACGUGGCCGUCAUCAUCCGCUCGCAGGGCGAGGAGGUGCCGCACGGCUUCACCUGCAUCGAGACCACCACCUCGGGGCACCCCGUGGACCUCAACGCCGGGCUGCUCAACAACCCGCAGAUGUUCAUCUGCUACAAGCGGGGCCGGGACAAGCUGCCCCUCAUCGAGCUGGGGGUGCACUACGAGGGGAAGGACCGUCCCAAGCCGGGCUACACCAUCCUGGACACGACGCCCUACAGCCGCUCGGCCAACCUCAACUCGGGGGGCCCGGGGCACCAGCGCACCUUCCUGGUGUACCGGCGGGCGGCCGAGCCCCAGGGCCACAACGCGCUGGGGGUGACCGACAUCUGCCUCAUCAUGCCCAGCAAGGGCGAGAGCACCCCGCACACCUUCUGCCGCGUGGACAAGAACCUCAACACCAGCAUGUGGGGCCCGGCCUUGUUCCUGUGCUACAAGAUCGCCAUGGCCAAGGCCAACACGCUGGUGUACGAAGCAGGGCUGCUGGGGCGCUACCCCGAGCAGGACAGCGAGUCCUUCCCGCUGCCCGAGUCCGUGCCCGUCUUCUGCCUGCCCAUGGGCGCCACCAUCGAGAGCUGGCCGGCCGACACCAAGUACCCGCUGCCCGUCUUCUCCACCUUCGUGCUGACCGGCGCCUCGGGCGACAAGGUCUACGGGGCCGCCAUCCAGUUCCACGAAGCCUUUGCCCGCGAGCGGCUGUCGGAGAAGCAGCGGCUGCGGCUGGGGCUGCUGAGCGUGGUGGACCGGCGGCCCAUCGGCGGCCGCUCGGUGCAGACCCGCAAGAGCAUCUGCGUCCUGUCCCACUGGCCCUUCUUCGACGUCUUCCGCAAGUUCCUCAUGUUCAUCUACCGCUACUCCAUCUCGGGGCCCCACGUGCUGCCCCUGGAGACGCACAUCUCGCACUUCAUGCACAACGUCCCCUUCCCGUCCCCGCAGCGCCCGCGCAUCCUGGUGCAGAUGUCCCCGUACGACAACCUGCUGCUGUGCCAGCCCGUGUCCUCCCCGCUGCCGCUCAGCGGGGCCAGCUUCCUGACGCUGCUGCAGAACCUGGGUGCCGACAACGCGGUGACGCUGCUGGUGGCCGUGCUGACCGAGCAGAAGCUGCUCAUCCACUCGCUGCGCCCCGACGUGCUCACCAGCGUGGGCGAAGCCCUGGUCUCGAUGAUCUUCCCCCUGCGCUGGCAGUGCCCCUACAUCCCGCUGUGCCCGCUGGCGCUGGCUGACGUGCUGAGUGCCCCCGUGCCCUUCGUUGUAGGCAUCCACUCCAGCUACUUCGACCUCCACGAGCCCCCCAAGGACGUCAUCUUCGUCGACCUGGACACCAACAACAUCUUCCAGUGAGCGGAGGCACC
Messenger RNA from Oxyura jamaicensis (ruddy duck), 2442 nucleotides. It is a transcript of the gene DENND4B, whose product is annotated as DENN domain containing 4B. NCBI's taxonomy places the organism in Eukaryota, Metazoa, Chordata, Aves, Anseriformes, Anatidae. Gene Ontology annotation, biological process: regulation of Rab protein signal transduction. Gene Ontology annotation, cellular component: cytoplasmic vesicle. The coding region runs from base 947 to 2431 and encodes 494 amino acids. The record is from RefSeq and is a predicted model, not a curated record. The transcript has 9 exons.